This is a messenger RNA of Gloeophyllum trabeum ATCC 11539, 1593 nucleotides long. RefSeq lists its product as uncharacterized. Gene Ontology annotation, biological process: protein dephosphorylation. The transcript is spliced from 4 exons. The coding region runs from base 1 to 1593 and encodes 530 amino acids. NCBI's taxonomy places the organism in Eukaryota, Fungi, Basidiomycota, Agaricomycetes, Gloeophyllales, Gloeophyllaceae. Gene Ontology annotation, molecular function: protein serine/threonine phosphatase activity. The record is from RefSeq and is a predicted model, not a curated record.
AUGCUGAGACGCGCCUGGAAGCCAGUCGCAGCCCUAACAGGUAUCGCCGGAACAUCAAGCUAUCUCUGGUACUCCUACAGCAGGUCCCGUAACUCCGAAACAUUUGAAUUUCCCGUCAGAGUCCGGGGAGCGGACGGCAAGGCCUCGAUGAGCACGCUGACCGUGCCCCUGCUCCCCAAGGAUGAGGUCGAGAGACGAAUCAAAGAAAACGCAGUCGUGGAGACCAUUGCCUCGCAAGGCAAUAUUAGCUGGAAACAUGCGACAGUCUCUUUGGCGUCCAACGAUCCUAUCGAAGACGCCAGUACGAAUGGCGUAAUUCCGAGGGAUACCAUAUCCCGAGGAUCAGUCGGCGACUUCUUGUUCUUCGCUGUCAUGGACGGACAUUCAGGUCCAUACACCUCGCGCUUGCUUUCCAGGACCCUGAUACCAGCGGUCACGCUGGAGCUGAAGACGAUGGUUAUAGACGACCCGAACAACAAGGCUCCCACUAGCUUCCUGGAAAGCCUAAAAGCUCUACUUUGGCCCGUUCCAUCUUCAGCAGUACCACCCGACUCCGACCCCGAAAAAGUGACAGCAGCUAUCGAACGGGCGUUCGUAAACCUGGACUCAGAGCUGAUAAAUGCGCCGUUACGUGUGUUGGCCGCGAGCAUAGAUCGGACUAAUAGGGAAAAGAAAACCUUGCCCGAUCUUAGCCAACAUCCCAUGGCCCUCGCGACCUUACGUCCGGCUCUCUCAGGAAGUUGUGCUCUUGCAGCCUUGUUAGACACCGCACACAAGAGGCUAUACGUAGCAUGCACUGGAGACAGCCGCGCGGUUGCUGGCGUUUGGGAAGACAACAACGACGGUACGGGCUACUGGCGUGUCGAAGCUCUUUCCGAAGAUCAGACAGGACGAAACCCCAAGGAACUAGAGAGGAUGCGCUCAGAGCACCCUCAAGAUGAAGCCGAGGAUGUCAUCCGGAACGGUCGCGUCCUUGGAGGACUGGAGCCCACAAGGGCUUUCGGCGAUGCGCGAUACAAAUGGCCACGGGAAAUUCAGCAAGUGCUGAAACAGUCGUUCAUGCCUGACAAUGACGAGAUGCGAGGACCAUCCCCUCGCCUCAAAACACCGCCUUAUGUCACAUCCCGACCAGUCGUGACCCAAACCCCCAUAUCACUUCCAUCGCCCGACCUCGAAACGAAGCCGAAGUCAACCUUCCGCUUCGUCAUCCUGGCAACAGACGGGCUUUGGGAUAGGAUAUCAUCAGAAGACGCUGUGGCUCUUGUUGGAGGCUACCUGUCAGGGUUGAAGGGCUCGAUACCCAAGGUGACUCUUCCAUCACUGGUGCCUACUGUGAGCGGUGCGGCCACCGUCAAUGGGAAAGCCCAAGCACCAAAGCAAGUUCCAGGGGAGUGGACAUUCGUUGAUGAUCAUGUUGGCGCACAUCUACUCAGAAACGCCUUGGCUGGUGCGAACGAGAUGGCGCUAAGACAGCUGUUGAGUAUACCCGCACCACACUCCAGACGGUAUCGAGACGACAUCACUGUCACCGUAAUUUACUGGGAGGAGCGACCAGAGACUACAGAGACAGGGCCCGUGAAGGCUAAAUUAUGA